AUGGCAUCCGAAUUCAGCACAAUAAUUCGUUCGCUCAUCGCAAGCACACCUUCCGGCGAGAUCAAGGAUGUUUACAAAGAUUUAGUGACAAUAACAGGUGAGAAUUCGGGAGACACUAUUUUGGACGCCAUAGCUCAGUACAACGUCGCAAACUUCAUUCCUGUUCGAGUUGGCGAUAAAUCUGUAAUAAUCUCAAAUUACAACAAAGAAGGUUCCAAGUUUUUUGAUCCUGCGACCUCCCAGUUAUUUUCAGUUGAUCAUCUCGAGCGCAGAGCGUUCGAUGUAGGGCCAAGUGAAAAGAAGCUAGAUAGCACUUCUGAGUCCAUUUACAAGGAUUUGAGAAAUUACACUUCAAAUACAUUCCCUGGUGAUGUUUCAUACGCUCUGUACCCCAAGGGGGAUUCUUCUAGAGAGAUUGUGAUAGCGCUGGUCAGUACGAAGUAUAGUCCCGGAAAUUUCUGGAAUGGCCAUUGGAGGUCGGUCUAUCACUAUAACACUGAAACUAGUCAGCUAAAGGGAACGAUAGAUAUUGAUGUGCAUUACUAUGAAGACGGAAACGUGAGUUUUGUAUGUACCAAGGACGUUGAGAACGAAUCAGCGCACGAUGUAGUCCUUGCCAUCAAAACGCUAGAGGGCAAACUGGAAGAAGAAUUGCGCGCCUCCUUCAACAAUCUGAACGAGAAAGAAUUCAAGUUGUUAAGAAGAAGAUUGCCUGUGACUCGGUCUCGGAUUAACUGGGGCAAAGGUAUAGGGAGCUACAGGCUUGGCAAAGACUCCGCUGAAAAUCAAUUUAGGUGA
This is a messenger RNA of Lachancea lanzarotensis, 798 nucleotides long. RefSeq names its product LALA0S02e02146g1_1 (gene CAP1). The coding region runs from base 1 to 798 and encodes 265 amino acids. The record is from RefSeq and is a predicted model, not a curated record. Gene Ontology annotation, cellular component: F-actin capping protein complex; actin cortical patch. Gene Ontology annotation, biological process: barbed-end actin filament capping; actin cytoskeleton organization. Gene Ontology annotation, molecular function: actin filament binding. Lineage: Eukaryota; Fungi; Ascomycota; Saccharomycetes; Saccharomycetales; Saccharomycetaceae. The transcript has a single exon.